UUUGCGGCUUCUCUUGCCUACUCCAGCCGAUUCUGUGUUCUUGAAGUAGAUGAUUAGUGGGAAAAUAAUCAUUCCACAUCCACUUAUAUGGAUCCUGGAUAAGAGAAUGGAAUAUGUUCCUCAAAACGAAAAGGUACCACACUCAGCAUCAGCAAUCAGCAUAUAGUAAGGACGCCACUAAAAAAAGGGGACAGAUUGCUGAUCCUGAAUGGGAUUGGCAGCCAAGAAGAGCAUCGUCGCUGCCAAUCGCCCCCGAGAAUUUGUGCGUCGACUCCCCCUUCCCACUAUCCUAAUACCUUCCUUCCCAACUGCUCACUCUUCACUACUCCCCACUCCCAUCAAGCUCGCACCUUCUUCAGCACCCAUUGGAAGAGUUUCGGCUGCCGCGAGAAUGGAGGGUUCCAAAGCUGCUCCAGCCAAGACGCUGCCGCUGGGAUUAGACCCAACAAUGGAGGAAGAGUACGAAUCGCAGUCCAAGUUGCUCGGAGAGUUCGCUAGCAUCUCGAGCAUUGACAAGGCGUGGACUUUCAAGUCUGAGAAUGGAAUUGGGUCUCACGCAAUGUUUGCAAUUAGCCAAGCGAAUCUUCUGGCAAAUCAAAGGAGGAAAUCCAUUCUGUCUGCUAAUGUUUCCAAGGGAAGUAACAGUUCAGUGUGCUUUCAGUGGGCACCUUUUCCUGUUGAGAUGACUGGUGUAGCUACAAUGCUUCCAUCCCCUUCAGGUUCCAAGCUUCUAGUGGUCAGGAACCCAGAAAGCGAGUCACCUGUUCAGUUUGAAAUCUGGAGUCAGUCUCACUUGGAAAAGGAGUUCCAGAUUCCACAGUCUGUUCAUGGAUCAGUGUACACUGAUGGCUGGUUCGAGGGGAUCUCAUGGAAUUCAGAUGAAACUCACAUUGCAUAUGUCGCUGAAGAGCCAACUCCUGCCAAGCCGACAUUUGAUGGUCAAGGGUAUAAGAAAUGUGGUUCUGAAGAAAAGGAUUGUGGUAGCUGGAAAGGCGUAGGGGAAUGGGAGGAAGAAUGGGGAGAGACAUACGCUGGGAAAAGGCGACCUGUGAUCUUCAUUAUUGACAUUAACAGUGGAGAAGUUCAGCCUGUCAAAGGAAUAUCAAAGCAUUUAAGCGCUGGCCAAGUUGUUUGGGCUCCUUCAACUGAAACCUCACCUCAAUAUUUGAUCUUUGUUGGGUGGUCAUCGGAAACCAGGAAACUUGGCAUAAAGUACUGCUAUAAUAGGCCUUGUGGCUUAUAUGCUGCAAGAGCACCUUUUUUUGGAUCAGAUGCUAAAAGAGAACAGAAAAGAGAGAUUUCAGAGGAAGAUUUAUUGGUGCUUAAUGUAACUCAAGGCAUCAGUAGUGCCUUCUUCCCUGUCUUCAGCCCAGAUGGAAAGCAUCUACUCUUCUUAUCUGCUAGAAAUUCUGUGGAUUCAGGAGCACAUUCAGCAACUGAAUCACUUCAUCGAAUAGAUUGGCCUGCUAAUUUACAGGCACUCUCAUCUGCAAAAAUAGUUGAAAUGAUCUCAGUGGUGCAGUGUCCAGAGGACGGUGGCUUUCCAGGGAUUUACAAUGGCAGCUUUCUUCGAAAACCUUGGCUUUCUGAUGGAACCACUAUAGUGUUGAACUCUGUGUGGGGCAGCAGUGAGGUUAUACUGUCUGUGAAUGUUUCAAGUGGAGAUCUGACGAGAAUCAGUCCUUCUGACUCCAAUGCUGCUUGGCGUGCUCUUACACUGAAUGAUGACAACAUAAUUGCUGUCUCAAGCAGCCCCAUAGAUCUUCCUGAAAUCAAGUAUGGUUAUAAAGAAGUCCAAGAUGAUGCUUGGAAUUGGUCAAGCGUUCGAAGUCCCAUGAUUAAAUGCUCUGCAAGGGUUAAAUCACUGCUCUCUUCUCGUGAGUUCAACAUUCUGAAGAUCCCAGUCAAGGAUGUGUCUGCUAACCUGACAAAAGGAGCAAGUAAACCGUAUGAAGCUAUACAGGUCUCAAGAACUUCCAAGAAAUAUGGUCAAUUAGAUCCACUGAUUGUUUUCCUUCACGGAGGCCCACAUGCUGUGUCCCUUUCAAGUUUUUCAAAGAAUAUUGCUUUCCUGGCUUCACUAGGAUACAGUUUGUUGAUUGUAAAUUACAGAGGUUCAUUGGGUUUUGGUGAGGAAGCAUUGCAUUCUCUUCCAGGAAAAAUUGGAACACAGGAUGUGAAUGAUGUGCUUGCGGCUAUAGAUCAUGCUAUUGACAAGGGAUUUGCUAGCCCGAAUCGAAUAGCUGUGAUUGGUGGGUCUCAUGGGGGCUUUCUCACAACUCACCUCAUUGGCCAGGCGCCAGAGAGGUUUGCUGCAGCAGCUGCAAGAAAUCCUGUCUGUAACCUUGCAUCAAUGGUGGGGACAACAGAUAUCCCUGAUUGGUGCUACUUUGAGGUCUAUGGAAGUGAGGGGAAGGAUAAGUUUACAGAAGCAGCUUCGGCUGCUGACCUAGCCAUCUUUCACAGCAAAUCUCCCAUUUCACACAUCUCUAAAGUCAAAACGCCAACAAUCUUUCUCAUUGGUGCUCAGGAUCUCCGAGUUCCACAGUCCAACGGCAUACAAUAUGCUCGCUCGUUGAAGGAGAAAGGAGUUGAAACGAAAAUCAUGAUCUUUCCUAACGAUGUUCAUGGACUUGAGAUACCGCGAACUGACUACGAGAGCUUCAUAAACAUCGGGGUUUGGUUCAAGAAGUACUGCAAAUGAACUGUCCUAUAUUGUUGGAGAUGAAUUAUUCUCAGCAAUUGGGUAUUGGAUCAACUACAAUAAGUGUGUGCAUUGAAACAAGUUAACAUUUAAACAUUUGCUUGAUGUUUAAUGUCCCCAUAUCCAACCCUGUAUAUUGAUCAAUAAAAUGUUGGCAUCUUUAGUGUGAAUGAUUGCUGGUUGAUCCUUACAUCUCCGCCCUUUGAAUAUUGCAGUUUGGUCUA
Messenger RNA from Linum tenue, 2928 nucleotides. The record is from the annotation of a GenBank genome assembly. Lineage: Eukaryota; Viridiplantae; Streptophyta; Magnoliopsida; Malpighiales; Linaceae.